Agrilus planipennis (emerald ash borer) is the source of this 927-nucleotide messenger RNA. RefSeq names its product protein singles bar (gene sing). Lineage: Eukaryota; Metazoa; Arthropoda; Insecta; Coleoptera; Buprestidae. The record is from RefSeq and is a predicted model, not a curated record. Bases 251 to 799 code for a protein of 182 amino acids. The transcript has 4 exons. Gene Ontology annotation, cellular component: membrane.
CAUCGUACGUAAAAUAACCCACGAGUUGCGGAUGUGUAACAAACUUUUCAGUUUCUCUUCCUAUUCCCAAAAUAGUGUCGUGUUCCCAGACAGAUCGUGCGUUACCCCCUCGAUGAUGAGUUAUUUUAAUUAAACAUUUCGCCUGAGUUCUGCAGUCAGACCAUUCUCUUUAAAGCAGUUUGUAGUUAAAUUGUGGCCAGUUAUAACGUUUUACGAGAGAUUGAAACCGCGGGUGUCAUUCAAAGAUAAAAUGAGAAGUGUCCACAGGCCAACAGUGAUAACCAUGAGGAAUGUUAACCCUGAAGGACAAGGAAUAAACUGUUGUUGUUGUAGAUGUUGUACUUGUCUGAAUUUAGGAUUUAUGAAAACGGAAGCUGGAGUUUUAAAACUCAUUGAAAUUUUCGCAGGUUUAUUUUGCCAAACACUAGCUGUUAGUUUCGGAUCUAAUUCAUACCUGAUAGGAGCAUCAUAUCAAGGGUUUUUAACGGCAGUAUCUUGGUCUAUGUUUACUACAGUUUUGCUGCUAAUAUGCUACAUAUUUUCAGAAAAGUCCGUUGGGCUUAUAAAGCAAUCUCUUUUCGAAACAGCAUUUAAUACAGUGGCUUCCCUCAGCUAUCUUAGCGCCUGUUCCUACUUGGGAUUUAUAGUCAACACAGUACUUAGUCCUUUGUACUCAGCUACUCCAUUCUUUCAAGUUUAUCCAGCAAUGACAGCUGCAUAUUUUAUGGGCACCAUCGUUGGAUUAAUUUAUGGUUAUGAUGCAUACAAAUCGUAUCAAUAUUUUAAAAACAUUCGGUGAUUUGGCGACUAAUAAUGUUUGAUGUAAUAAGAAUAACUUUUAAGUUCAGGAAACUUUAUAAAGAAUCAUUUCUAUUUUUCUUAGGAUAAUUAAAAUGUUUAUUUAUAUUUUAUGUUAUAAAAGAUGAA